GCCUCAUAUUAUGCAGACAAACCACUCUUUUGCAAAGCUGCCGUAUCUCCUUCUAUUUGCUUUUUCGUAACUACUUCGAAGCUCGUUUUCUACUGUGAUGCGGUUCCUCAAGCGAUGACGUCAUUUCUCACAGCCAACCAAUAGUAUCCCAGCAUGAGCGCUACUUCCAGCAACACUUCGUUCUUCUCCUUCGGCCCUGAAAACAGUUUCGUCUCGAAAAGCUUUGAGCGGUUGCGAUACCGGAAUCUCCCCCCUUCGCUCCACGAUCUCAUCAUCGGCGGCAGCGUCCUCGACGUACACUGGGCUACUCUAGGACCUGUCCCCCAAUCCUGGGUCCUGAGCUUCAAGGAUACAGGCGGGAAGAACAAUCUCGGUUGGGGAAGCUCGACCCCGGAAAGACUCAAAGACGUGUUGUCUACACUAACGCCAUCGCCACACUUUCGUAGCUUUCUCGGUCCUCUAGGAUCUUUUGUAGCCUGGGACCCAACGUUUAUCCGCUGGACCGGGCUACCGUCAUGCUUGGAAGACACCUUUCAGUCAUGGCUCACGCCUUCUGGCUGGAAGGCCGGACCGCCGCGCCUCGCAACUUGGGGACUAGAUGAUGCGUUCUUCGCGAUUAGCGAAUACGGCGACGUGGCGUAUCGAUUAGGAUCCGAAGGUGGAGAAGAGACGUGGCCGAUCUUCAAAGAGACGGUAGAGGAGUGGAGGGCUGAGAGAAGGUUCAGCUGGGAUGAGCUUUCCUAUCUAUCACUCGACUCAACGACGCCCGACCAAUUCAUCGCGAUCCGUUCCAACGGCACGUGGGCGGGCAGCAUCGACGAUAGCAAUGAAGAUGCGCUGGAAGCCUUUACGCUCAACUUCUUCGCACGCUCCAAGCCCAAAUCGAAAGCAAAGCCGCCCCCGAAGUCUAACGGCUACCACCACCAGCAAGCCAGUAGUACCAUUCCCAGGCCCGAAGAAACGACACCAGACGCCGCAACGCAAGCUCUCUAUGAGAAAUGGGCCACAGAAACCGCCUCUGUCUUCGCCUCCGCGCUCGCCGCACGGUCCCAAGCAACCCCAUCACCUCCCACAAACGCGAAAGGAACACCAGCUCGACCGCGCGCGCCCAAGAAACUCCAGAUCCGCUCCCAAUCCUCUAGGGCCGGAAUACCAGCCACCAGCUCCACCUCUUCCAACGCGAAACUCUUAACAACAUUUCCCCACCCACCCGCCGCGCUAACGACAUGCGCCCUACCCGCCUGUACGCCGCACAAAUCCGACCCCGCUGGCCUCCGCGCCUGCAAGCACGACGUCGAGAGACUGCUUCGAGCGUCGGGUCUGUAUAGUUAUGAGUGGCUGAGGCAGGAGCGCAUACGCUGGCACCCUGAUCGCUUCGGACGGCUCUGCGAGGAGAGCUGGAGAGAAGAAGGGCGCCGGCUGGCGGAGGAGAUGUUCAAAAUCAUAGAUAGCCUGAUCACGGACCUGGACAGGAUGAAGGGGGCCUGAUUGAUGCUUGGCGGAUUCGAUGCGUUGAAGCCUCCUGGAGUGGUUUUUUUGGAGCAAGUAAAUGACUUUUCUAUAUGAAAGGGGAGGGUGCUGGUGCGAAUAGAGGCGCGCGGGGUCGGGUC
Trematosphaeria pertusa is the source of this 1610-nucleotide messenger RNA. RefSeq lists its product as uncharacterized. The record is from RefSeq and is a predicted model, not a curated record. Lineage: Eukaryota; Fungi; Ascomycota; Dothideomycetes; Pleosporales; Trematosphaeriaceae. The transcript is spliced from 4 exons. The coding region runs from base 154 to 1488 and encodes 444 amino acids.